Messenger RNA from Erpetoichthys calabaricus (reedfish), 1033 nucleotides. It is a transcript of the gene gmds, whose product is annotated as GDP-mannose 4,6-dehydratase. Gene Ontology annotation, biological process: GDP-mannose metabolic process. Bases 17 to 1033 code for a protein of 338 amino acids. The transcript has 8 exons. The record is from RefSeq and is a predicted model, not a curated record. Lineage: Eukaryota; Metazoa; Chordata; Cladistia; Polypteriformes; Polypteridae. Gene Ontology annotation, molecular function: GDP-mannose 4,6-dehydratase activity.
UUGAGUCAGCCUGAAGAUGUCGCUAUGUAUUUCGCCGGCUCUCGUUACUGUUAUGGUGAAGAUUCUCUCUUUCCGCUUUUUCCUCUUCGCAUUGUUAAGCCGCUGCCCUCCGUUUGGUUACAGGACCGCUCAUAUUCAAAGUGUCACAUAUCAUAUAUCAUAUUCAAAGCGUCGUCCUGGCGCAUCUUCUGAAUCUGCUUGCUCCCUUGAAAACGGUGUGGUGAGUGCUGUACACAAGAAGGAGUGCCUCAGAUAUCAAAUCAGAACUUCAAAGGUGAUUAUGGCACGGUGUGAUAAAAUGAAUGGACAGAGAAAAGUGGCUUUAAUCACUGGAAUCACAGGGCAGGAUGGAUCAUAUUUGGCUGAGUUCCUUUUGGAUAAGGGGUAUGAGGUGCAUGGCAUUGUACGAAGAUCUAGCUCAUUUAAUACUGGAAGGAUUGAACACCUAUACAAAGAUCCUCAAACCCAUACAGAAGGAAAUAUGAAGCUACAUUAUGGUGAUCUUACAGACAGCACUUGCUUGGUCAAGAUUAUUAAUGAAGUUAAACCUUCAGAGAUUUAUAAUCUUGGAGCACAGAGCCAUGUUAAGGUUUCUUUUGAUUUGGCUGAGUAUACUGCAGAUGUUGAUGGAAUUGGCACUCUUCGCCUUCUAGACGCCAUCAAAACCUGUGGCUUAACUAACAGUGUCCGCUUUUAUCAAGCAUCCACAAGCGAACUUUAUGGUAAAGUUCAAGAAAUACCUCAGAAAGAAACCACCCCUUUUUACCCUCGCUCUCCUUAUGGUGCAGCCAAGCUGUAUGCCUUCUGGAUUGUUAUAAACUUUAGAGAGGCCUACAACCUGUUUGCUGUCAAUGGCAUUCUUUUCAACCAUGAGAGUCCAAGACGAGGAGCUAAUUUUGUUACUCGAAAAAUUAGUCGCUCUGUGGCCAAGAUUCACCUCGGACAGCUGGAUUGUUUCAGCCUAGGCAAUCUGGAUGCCAAGAGAGAUUGGGGUCACGCCAGGGACUAUGUUGAGUGGCAAAAUUUUUCUUAA